Lampris incognitus (smalleye Pacific opah) is the source of this 3835-nucleotide messenger RNA. It is a transcript of the gene ccni, whose product is annotated as cyclin I. Gene Ontology annotation, molecular function: cyclin-dependent protein serine/threonine kinase regulator activity. Gene Ontology annotation, biological process: regulation of cyclin-dependent protein serine/threonine kinase activity; mitotic cell cycle phase transition. Gene Ontology annotation, cellular component: cytoplasm; nucleus; cyclin-dependent protein kinase holoenzyme complex. The record is from RefSeq and is a predicted model, not a curated record. The transcript has 10 exons. Bases 310 to 1602 code for a protein of 430 amino acids. Lineage: Eukaryota; Metazoa; Chordata; Actinopteri; Lampriformes; Lampridae.
GAGGUGGGCGGAGCUUGUUCUUCUCUCGUCCCCCAGGCCCCCCUCCUCGGAAGUAGACGUAGCCGUCUAUAUAUCCCGUUCUUUUAUUUUUAUGCAUUUUGAAAAGACCCCUUUUCCUCCCCCUCCCCCCCACAAGUUCUGACGUGGACGCCGAGAUGGACGAGUAGCUAACGGACGGGACCCCGAUUCGCUCCUUUUUCUUUUUCUGAAAAUCGGUCGACCGGAUGAAAUCCAACUGUGGUUUACGCCGCUUUGCAGGGGAGGUAGCUGUAUUCAGUGGGGAGGUAGGCUCAACCAGGGGAGGUAGUCAUGAAGUUUGCUGAACCCUGGGAACGCCAGAAGCUGUCUUUUCUUCUAGAAAAGGCUGCUUCUAGGGAAGCCAAGAUGUGGAAAGUCUAUGUGCCAAAGAUGCCCUUCUCACAUGAUACGGACAUCUCCCCAGCACAGCGGGAUGAAGCAGUGCGCUGGCUGAUAGAGCUACAAGGUAAACUCCAGAUGUACCCAGAGACCCUGGUUCUAGCUGUAAGCAUGCUGGACCGGUUCCUAGCUCCCAUAAAGGCCCGCCCCAAAUAUCUGCGCUGUAUCGCCAUAGCCUGCUUCUUCCUGGCUGCCAAGACCUGUGAGGAGGAUGAGUGUGUACCCUCUCUGAGGGAGUUGGCUGGUACCAGUGGCUGUGGUUGUUCCCCAUCAGAGAUUCUGAGGAUGGAGAGAAUCAUCCUGGAUAAACUGGACUGGGAUCUGCACACUGCAACACCCCUGGACUUCCUCCAUAUAUUCCAUGCCAUGGUGUUUUCGCGUCGGUCAGGAUUUGUUCAGUCCGUUUUGGGAGUGAACCAUUCCCAGCACCUGGCCCUGCUCACCAAGCGACUGUACUAUUGCCUGGCAGACCACACACUCUUACAGGUUAGAGGAUCCAUCCUGGCUUUAGCCCUCAUCACCCUGGAACUGGAGACCUGCUGCACUGACUGGCUGGUUGUCACUAUAGACCUGCUAAGGAAGGCAGAGAUCGACAGCUCUGAGUUGAUCCGGUGCAGAGAGCUAGUGGCCCGUAGCCUGUCCACACAGAGGGCUUCCCUACCUCCCAACACUGUCUACAUCUACCAACCCCACCACGGCCAAACCAUCUCUGAGCCCCCGGCCCGGGAACUCACACCAUCCUGCUCCACACAGGGGACCAUCACCUCCACCUCUGAGGGUCCCAGGGACCAGGCCCUCUGUGCCACUGCCUCUGCCCCGCCUCAAACACCUGCCGCUGGGGAAGGGAGCCAGCAACCCUGGUUCCUGACCUCCAGCCCUAGUCCAGCUCUACUGUCUCCACCCAAACACCACCUUCACCACCCAAAUCACUUGCAGAGAGUCACACUGAGGUGUAAGGCCUCAGCCAAGCGCAAGGUGGAGGAGAUGGAGGUGGAUGACUUCUUCGAUGGGAUCAAGCGCCUCUACAACGAAGACAUUACCACCACUGUCCAGGAGGGGGCAACACCAGCGGCUGGGAAGUCAACCGGAGGAGGCUCGGAGCUUGGAGUCUGCAGUGUCCUGCUGUCUCGGCAGGAAGGCAGCAUCUCCCCCUGCCCACCUCUGCAGCCCGUCAGCUCCUCCUAGAGAGAGAAGGAACCCGGCCCUUCUCUCUGUCUGACGAGUAACCCCUUUUUUUACCAAAACCAUCUGAGCAUCUGAGAUUGUCCUUGUCUGUUUGGCUCAAAUGCAACGAGCUGCACCCCCACCACCUGAAUUCAGGGGGUGUAAUUCAUUUUUAAAACCUUAUUUUCUUAACAGAGGACCAAUGAAUGACACACUUGUCUCUCAGCAACUGCCUGCCUCACAUUUACACAGUCACACACAGUUAGACCCACACAGGCCCAGACUAGUGUCACUGCACGACCGCUCUUUGAGGGGGAAUCAUGACGAAGGAUGCCGGUUCUCCGCCGCGGGCGGGAGCCGCCAUUUAAAACGAGAGUAAUCGAUCAGAUGAAUUCAGUGCAGUGAAGAAAAGCGCAUCAGAUUCGAGGACAUAUCUUUUGAAAAUGUACCCAUGCACCCUUAAAAAACUGUUUCCUAGGGAAAUUCAGUUUCGAGGCAGUCGGAUAUCGUAGAACCUUUUGCUUGUAGAGAAAGUGAAGAUUUCAACAUAAUCUGAAAACGAACAGUUUCAACCCACGUUACAAGGCACGGCGAUCAUGAGAUAAAGUGGCGACAUACCAGGUAACGUUUCAAGCGUUUUAGACCGUCAACUUCCUCACCUGGGGUGAACAGUCUGUUUCUUGGCAGCAGGGCGAUAUCAUGGUAUAUUUCUUCAGCACACAAGAAUUAGCUUUUCUUGGGAACUGUUGACUAGACUUGCCUGAAACGUGACCUUGGAUAUCGCCACUUUCAAAAUAACCAGAUCCGCUCAUACGGCAGUUAAACAACGCCGCUACACGCAAACACAAAGGCAGUCUCGUCGGCUCAGAUGGUUUUGAGAAAUUACGAAUCUGCACAAGUCAAAACAAGCCCGGCGCGUUCCCGGUGUUUCGCGGUCGAGCGUUGAGUCCUCGCCGCCCCGCAGCCCGAAAACAGAGCCAAAAAAAAACACAUCUACAGAGCUGCUGCUGCCGCUGCUAUCAUUUAUUUUAUUUGUUGAACACAAACACAAAAGUUAAAAAAAAAAAACAAAUAAAUUUAAAAAGGCAAAUAAUGUUCCUUAAAAAAAAAGCUGUAGAAUUGACUUCUCUACUCAGCGUCGUCCUCUCUCUCUCUCUCUCUCUCUCUGGUCGUGAAGUAUUCUGUCAUGAAAGGCGUCAUGGUUUGUCCGCUUUUCUUUUAUUUGUGUUUUUCUAUUGCAUUUCCUCUUCUGUCCACUUUGUUCCCACUUAAACUGCGCGUCGUCUUCGUCCCCGUCGUCUCUUCUGUCCACCCCAACAGAUUAAACUGAAUGUAAGGCUGUUUCUGUUCGUGUAGAUGAUUAUCUGUGUAUCUCGCCCAGGAAGGAGGUUUUUUUUUUCCCUUUCUUUUUUUUUUUUUGGUGAAGUGCAAUUUGAUUGUUAUCAAGAUGCUAAUAUGAACAUUUUAAUAUCCUUUCGGUCAGUGCCACUCUUCCUCUCUCUCUCCCUCUCGGCUUGUCGUGAUAGCUUGACUACAGAAGGAGUGGGUGAAAUACUUAUACUACUAAGGCUGUGUUCACGUAGCGCCGCAGAUCCGGCGACGUUUGGCGUUUCCGUAUCGCACGUUAAAAGUUUUUCCGUGUGCCUCGGCGUACAGGCGGGGAGUUUUUCCACAUCCAGCGAGUGGCAACAAGUUUAGGAAGUAUUUGAGAUUCUGGUUGGUUCUACUUUCACUGAUUGACAACUUUGCGAGGGUUGGUUUGUAUUUACUCGAUGCGGUAAACUCCACCCCUGUUCUACGCGUUAACCAAUUCUCAAUUGAAUAUCAGAUGCUGUCCGGCAAAGAUGUGGCCUAAAACAGACAAACUUGGCUUCUGUGUUGAAAUCAGGCCUCGACCACAAAGAUCGGAAGGGGGGGAAAAAAACCACAAAAUCAGAUUUUAUGGAGGUUUGAAAAUGCAGCGUUGAAUUGAGAGUAUUGCAAAUUUCUCCUAGAAAUGCGUUUUGAGAUGUGGAUUUGCCUAGACCACUUUGUGCAAUGGAGUUUGAGCGGGUUCACAGCUUGGGGCCCACAAGGAGAGGAGUGACUGCCAUAACAUUGCUGUUCAAGAAAUAAAUCCAGUGUAGUUUAUCUUUUCAACUUAUGUUUAUACAUUUUUAUAGCAAAAAAAAGCUCUGUUCUUCUUGAUGUGGGGCCCGCCGGCUGCUCUCGGCCGCCGAACACCUUGAGCAACCAAUAAAGAAAACGUUUACAA